UGCUCACACGCGCUGCACCAAACUACACCCCAACGAAAAAGCUAUUGGACAAUAACUGCAGAUAUGAAGGACGAGACGGAAUUGAGCCUGCUGGGCAGGAUACGGCAGAAGAAAAACAAUAAGCCGCCCAAAGAAAAGAUAUCAGGACCGCCUAUAGAUACGGAUUACCAGCCAUUCGAUUGGAGGCGGAUGUAUUCAAAGAAAUACAUACCGCUCUGGAUAAUAUGCUGGGCGAUGCUCAUCGCGACAAUUUUACUUGCAGUGUAUCGCGACAGAGUCAUCGACUGGCUGCGGCCUUUCUCAGACAGAGUCCGCGACAUACCGGCAGGAUGGCUCAUCCCCGUCGCGAUCCUCUUCGUCCUCUCUUUCCCUCCUCUAAUCGGCGACGAAAUCGUCGAGAUCCUCUGCGGUGUGAUAUAUGGACUGUGGGCUGGUUUUGGUAUUGUUGCGCUAGGCACCUAUCUUGGACAGAUUGGAAACUGGUUCGCAUUCAAGUACCUCCUCCGACGAAAAGCUGCGAAGCUGGAGCGCACCGAUCUCAACUACGGUGCUAUGGCGCGCAUGGUUCGAGACAGUGGGUUCUGGCUCCUAUGCUUGAUCCGCGUCUCCGCCGUCCCCCCACACAUCAGCACGGCCGUCUUCUCGACCUGCGACGUCAAAUUCUGGCACUACCUAAUCUCAACGUUGUUCUCGCUCCCGAAGCAAAUCUUCCUAGUGUACCUAGGCACCCUGCUCGUGAGGUCAGACGACAAAGAAUCCCCCGAGCAAAAGCGCCAAAACACAAUCCAAACCGUCGUCGCAGUCGUCAUUUUCCUCAUCACCUUCGUCAUGGCGUGGUUCCUGUGGAGGAAAAUGAAGGCCAUCAAAGUUAUGCUGUUGGCGGAACAGGAGGAGAGAAAGAGGGCGAAAUUGGGCGGAGGGAGGGAUGAAGAGGAGGGUGCCGGUGGCGAGUGGAGUGCUGCUAUGGAUGAUGUUAGAAAUGAGGGCGCGCCUGUGGAGGUUCAUGGCCAGGGAGUGCCCCCGCCGUAUGAUCCUGUGCCUGUGGCGCCGGUUGGGGAGAAUGCCGCAUAUUAUGGGAAUGUGCAGCAUGGGGGUGGUGAUGGGGGUUAUGGGUAUGGAAAUAAUGGAUUUGAUGCGAAUGGGUAUGGGGGUCAUGGGUAUGAUUCGAACGGGUAUAACAGUCGGGUGCAUUAG
Periconia digitata is the source of this 1194-nucleotide messenger RNA. The record is from the annotation of a GenBank genome assembly. Lineage: Eukaryota; Fungi; Ascomycota; Dothideomycetes; Pleosporales; Periconiaceae.